AUGUCUUUGGCUGCUGCUCCCUCCAAGUGCUGCACUGUCGGAUCCCUGCACGAGGGUACUCCCACCGGCACUGAGUUCAAGGUCGGCAAGUACGAUGCCUACCUGGCCACGCCGGCGCCCGAGAAGGCCCACAAGGAUGCCGCCAUCCUGUACCUUCCCGACGUCAUCAGCAUCUGGCAGAACAGCAAGCUGAUGGCCGACCAAUUCGCCGCCAGCGGCUACCUCUGCCUCAUCAUCGACCUGUUCAAUGGCGACCCUCUCGCCCUGAACCGCCCCGACGACUUUGACUUCAUGGGCUGGCUCACCAAGGGCAGCACCGGCAACAACCCCCACACCAAGGAGGCCGUCGACCCCAUUGUCGAGGUCGCCAUCAAGUACCUCAAGGAGGAGAAGGGUAUCAAGAAGCUGGGUGCCGCCGGUUACUGCUUUGGUGCCAAGUACGUCGCCCGCCACUUCCCCGAGAUCUCGGUCGGCUACUUUGCCCACCCGUCCUUUGUCGACGAGGACGAGCUCGCCGGCUUCAAGGGCCCCAUCUCCAUCGCCGCCGCCGAGACGGACGAGAUCUUCCCCGCCGAGAACCGCCACAAGGCUGAGCAGAUCCUCGCCAAGGGUGGCUACCCCUACCAGAUCAACCUGUACUCGCAGACCGAGCACGGUUUCUCCAUCCGCUGCGACCCCAGCAAGAAGACUGCAAAGUUUGCCAAGGAGCAGGCUUUCCUCCAGGCCGUCACCUGGUUCGACACCUGGUUGCUGUGA
Molecule: messenger RNA, 756 nt
Organism: Pestalotiopsis fici W106-1
Lineage: Eukaryota; Fungi; Ascomycota; Sordariomycetes; Amphisphaeriales; Sporocadaceae
Exons: 3
Coding region: 1-756 (251 amino acids)
Molecular function (GO): hydrolase activity
Source: RefSeq, a predicted model, not a curated record